CCGGACACUCGAGUUAAUUUCAUGCAUGGACCCAACUCCCGUGGAACAUGGGAGAUUCUCUGGGGCUCUCUCUUCCCCAUCUUUGCUUGCACAUGGACCAUCCAACACCCCAAUAUCCCGAGACAGUAUGGCAGCCAUGACGGACGGUUUGCGACAACCUUCAAGCGAAAGCUCGAAAGCCUUCAGGACGAUAUGCUUCUCUUUGUCAUCACAAUCCUCGCACCUGAGAUCACCAUAGCAGUCGCCUCUUGCGAACUCGUAUCAGCCUGUGCCACUCGCCGUCGGCUCAAAGCCUUGUGUCUCAGAGAACAGAACACCAGUCGUGCCAGCGCCAUGUGGUCUCUCUCCAAAGUCCGCUACGCCAACAUGGGCGGCUUCGUUCUCACAACCGAGACCGAACCCAGCAAUCCUUGCCGAGACUACAUCUUCCUCACCGCAUCCGAACUAGUCACCCUCUGGGACGACCAGCAUCUCGAACACCUUCCCGACAUCGCCGACUCCGACCUAGAAGACAAAUCCAAAAGCGACCUCCUCCUCAAAUUCAUUGCCAUGGCCGAGGUCCUCUGGGUCAUCACCCAGAUCUCUGCCCGAGCCUCACGCGGCCUGACCAUCUCCCCCCUCGAAAUCUCCGUCCUCGCCUAUGCGGUCUGCGCCAUUGUCACGUAUUUUCUCUACUGGGACAAACCCAAAAACGUCCGUACCCCCGUCAGAGUCCCCAUCACCCCGGCCCAGCACCAGUUGAUUUCUAAGGUGCUCAAGGAGUCCCGAAGCCGCACCAUGGGCAUCAACCUCUACGCCGAGUUCCUCCUCCCAAGGGAUGACCCAAUCCGUCGCGACCCGGGCGAGGACAUCCAUCGGCCGAUCGGGAACUUCACAGCCCUAGUCUCGCGGGACGGGAGCUCCCUCGUCACCAAGGCUGUUGGCGGAGUCGGGUACCUCGCUUUGUUAUUAUUCGCCGGGAUCCAUCUCGCUGCGUGGAACUUUGACUUUCCUUCCCGAGCAGAGCUUAUCGUCUGGAGACUCGCGACGGUGUAUACGGUUGGAUUCGGACCUGUAGCUCUUUCUGUGAACUUGAUUGUAAAACAUAUUUCCGUGGACUUAUUUGUAAAAAAGCUCAGGCUCAUGGGAAAGUACUCGGUGGCGGUCAGGGUUUCUAGUUCUAUCUACGUUCUCGCUCGGCUGGCAAUCGUUGUUGAGGCGUUUCGGACGCUCUUUUACCUCCCUUCAGAUUCUUAUGUUCCCACUUGGACUUCAAAUAUCCCACACUUUCUUAGCGAGUGA
Messenger RNA from Canariomyces notabilis, 1281 nucleotides. RefSeq lists its product as uncharacterized. The record is from RefSeq and is a predicted model, not a curated record. The annotation marks the transcript as partial. The transcript has a single exon. NCBI's taxonomy places the organism in Eukaryota, Fungi, Ascomycota, Sordariomycetes, Sordariales, Chaetomiaceae.